Colletotrichum scovillei is the source of this 2515-nucleotide messenger RNA. RefSeq lists its product as uncharacterized. The coding region runs from base 657 to 2441 and encodes 594 amino acids. The record is from RefSeq and is a predicted model, not a curated record. The transcript has 3 exons. Lineage: Eukaryota; Fungi; Ascomycota; Sordariomycetes; Glomerellales; Glomerellaceae.
GUGGUGCACUCUUGCUACGGCAGCCUGUAAGACGCCCACAUGCAACUCAAACAGCCCCAACAACGCAAGGCAUAGUUGCUUUCUCUGACUUCUUGUCAUUUUCUGUUUGCAAUUUUAUCGGUGUAACUGUCAUUGGCAUCUACUUGUGGACUCUGUCAACAUCUCAGAGCCUCGCAUGAUACUGGAGGCUUGCUUUCGGUCUCUUGGUGCACAGCCUGGAUCUGACUGCAUCUCGCUCUCGCGCAUCGCAUCGCAUCUUCGCUUAUUCGCACCCCAUCAUCUCAGCCCCCAAAAACACACCAGACAUUGUCAAUCUGUAAGGCAACAUGGAGGGUAGGCAGCGGGGUGGCGCCCUAGCCGCUGCGACCGACCCCCCUAAUUGGCGAGUGCCCCCUGGUCGAGUGACCAGCCAAGAUGGAAGAUGGGCGCCGUCGUCGUCUAUCCCGGCCCGGGUUCAGGCCAACUCAGCCCUGCCUGCACCUUGUGUCUGCUGCGUCUCUACUUCUUUUCUGGAGCAGAAAAUUGUCUUACCUCUUCCCCAUGAAAUGCUAACGACCGCUACGAGGGGAACUAGGAUCUCUAGUUUGUGGUUGGAAGUUUGUUCGUUUGUCUGACCGGCGCCGCCCUCCAUCUCCAUCUUCCUUCCCCACGAUAUAAUGCCCCGUGAGCACCCACCGUCCGUCUCCCGCUGGUCACUUGACCACAUUCCCUUUCUGUCAUCACCCUCUCUGUCAUUUUCACUUUCGCCAUCUGGCUAUUCUUGGCUCUAUAUCGUCCUAGCCAUACCCGUCAUCAUGGCCGCCGGCCUCUUCUCCAUCCCAGGUUUGGGCGACAGGUUCGCGGUGCGGUAUCGAUCACGACAACAGAAACGAACAGAGCUGCAUAAACAGAGAAUGGGUUCGACACAGUUUCUCGGCUCCCAGGUGGGAGGAAGCUCCGUCAUCAGCUACUCUUACACCGAUUUUCCCUGGAAGCUGCUCGCAUGGGACAUUUACUACUUUUUCCAGUACAUCUGGGCUCUUCCGUGGAUCGUAUGGCCUAUCACCCCAGCCGAUUCGGGGGACCUCGAUGAGUUGGCUUUCACGAGGCAAAACCUCUUUUGCGUGGGAAUGCACCUCUUUCUCUGCGUUUUGCAAAUUGGCUUCAUCUUGGCUUUGCCGUUUGCCGUCUUAUUGCCUAUUUGGAUCGCCGGCCUCGCCUUCGGUGCCUUCUUCGCCGUCAAUUAUCUGCUCUGCUUAUUGCUGAACGGGCCAACCCUCACCUACACCUCGGAUCCCAAGUACGCACCUGAGCUACCAGAGCACGCUCACGAAAAAUGGAUCUUUUUGAAUGGAGUUGCCGUCGGGGACCACUGGAUGAAGAACAACCUGAACAGACUUGCUCUCACCUUUAAGCGGCCAAUCCUCGGUAUUCACAAUCAGACCUCGGGUAUCCUAUUUGAUGUUGUUGAAUGUCUCAUCCAACGGAACCUGGGAUACGCGACCUACGAUGUGAGAAUGUGCUAUCGAAUUGUCAAGGAAACGCUCUACAACCCACAAUACUCCAAGGUGGUCUUCGUCUUGCAUUCUCAGGGAGGCAUCGAGGGUGGUCUUGUUCUCGACUGGCUAUUGCAGGAAUUGCCACAAGAUCUUCUUGCCAAACUCGAGGUCUACACAUUUGGCAAUGCCGCAAACCACUUCAACAACCCCCAUCGCCACGCAAUGUCCCAGGCCCUCGCACAAAAUAACCCAGCUGCCAUGACUUUGACCACAACCAGCAUAACCCACGGCGACUUCGUGGACAGCCCCAUAUCGCCAAUCGCCAACAGCGGUCAACAACGUCUCGUCUCGAGUCACAGCACCGGAAGCAAAAGCGAACACAGCAACCCGCGCAUGCCCAGCCUCCCCAAAGAGUCGUCCUCCAUCUCCUCUCGAUCCUCAACGGCCGCACUGGACCGCGCCAUCGGCCACGUCGAGCACUACGCCCACACCACGGACUUUGUCGCCAUCUGGGGCGUCUUGCACUUUUGUACCUCCCUUACGGCGGACCACAGCAUGCCGCGCUUCAUCGGGCGCCUCUUUGUCAGGGCUUCGGAGCGCGGAGGUCACCAGUUCUGUCAGCAUUACCUCGACGGCAUGUUCCCUCUCGCAAAGGACCCGGAGACGGGCGAGUUUAUCGGCGCCGCGGAAGAGAGCGAGUUCAUGGAAAGCGAGAUCCAGGUCGGACGGCAGGGUGAUGCCGGAGCCAACGCGCGCGAGGCGUUUGAGGUUGCGUAUCUCGGUCGCGAUGUCAAUAAUGAGGUUGAGUUCCACGGGGAGCACGUCAAGGGACGGCAUAGGAAGAAGAUGGUCAAGGUGAAGGAUCUUUCGAGAUUGUGGCUGUACCGGAAUGGGCGCAGUCCGCCUGAGACGCCGCCUUAUUUGUAUACGGAGAAUGGGAUUGUGAGGAACGCCACUUUGUAGAUGAGUGAAUAUGGCUUUGUGAUUUGGUUGGUGCAGGUAGUUCUAUAGAAUGAUACCCUCUAGUUGUUAUUGCG